Molecule: messenger RNA, 1326 nt
Organism: Nerophis lumbriciformis (worm pipefish)
Lineage: Eukaryota; Metazoa; Chordata; Actinopteri; Syngnathiformes; Syngnathidae
Source: RefSeq, a predicted model, not a curated record
AUGGAGAGCGGCACAACGAGCGAGCAGUCCAUGACGGGCCGCACCAUGGUCCCCACCAUCCCGUCCAUCAUGUUCGUAUUCGGCGUGGUAGGCAACGUCAUCGCCAUCGCGGUGCUGUGCAGGUCUCGCAAAGAGCAGAAGGAGACCACCUUCUACACGCUGGUGUGCGGUCUGGCCGUCACCGACCUCCUUGGCACCCUGCUGGCCAGCCCGGUCACCAUCGCCACCUACAUGAAGGGCGCCUGGCCCGGCGGUGAGCCCUUAUGUCAGUACUUCGGCUUCACCUUGAUCUUUUUCUCCCUGGCCGGGCUCAGCAUCAUCUGCGCCAUGUCCGUGGAGAGGUACAUUGCCAUCAACCACGCGUACUUCUACAACGAUUACGUGGACCAGAAGCUGGCCGGCGUGACUCUAGUGGCCAUCUACGUGUCCAACGCGCUCUUUUGCGCGCUGCCCGUGGUGGGCUUCGGCCGCGUUCAGAAGCAGUACCCGCAUACCUGGUGCUUCCUGGAGUGGCGGAGCAACGCGAAGAGCGAAGCGGCGUACAACUUUAUGUAUGCGGGAUUCAGCUCGGUGCUGAUUCUGGCCACCGUGCUAUGCAACGUGCUGGUGUGCGGAGCUCUCAUCCGCAUGCACCGGCGAUACAUGCGUCGGACGUCGCUGGGCACCGACUUGGCCCGCGGAAACGUGGACUCGCGCAAGAGGGGACGCAGUUUCGGGCGUCUUGCCGGUGCCGAAAUCCAGAUGGUCAUACUGCUCAUCGGCACGUCGGCGGUGGUGCUCAUCUGCUCCAUUCCACUCGUUGCUCAGGUGUUUCUGAACCAAUUGUAUAAGACGCCUGUGGAACUACGCUUGGACAAAAACCCUGACCUGACGGCCAUUCGCUUCGCCUCUUUCAACCCAAUUCUCGAUCCGUGGAUCUACAUCCUGCUACGCAAGGCUGUUUUCCGCCAGCUGGUGGAGAACAUCAAGUGCCUCGUCUGCAAGAUGGGCAUCAGAGGCCAGAAGAAGCGCGAUAACAGGAGCCUCCGCAGCUUGGACGCCGCGCCCCAUCCGCCCUCCUCGGUCGUAUCCAAGCAGGACUCACACUCACCGGUGUCUGGGGACAGCUCCCAUACAUUCUUGUACCUCCCCCAGGGAAGGGAGGCGCCCAGCAAGUGUUGCUGUCACUAUCACAAAACUGAGAGUCUUUCAUGGGCUUCGUCAUGCGAACACGGCAAUGUGGACCCAAGGACGGUGGGGGGCAAUGUGCCCCAGGCUUCCCCAGCUAAAGACCCUGGGUUACAUGUGUCACUCAGCACGAUAAACACAGAGGAAAAAUGCAUUUGA